AUGGAGAACGAAGAACUCUUUGUGGGGGAUCCCGAUAUUGCGGAGCUGCACACAGCUCGAGAGACUCGUCCGAUUGAACAUGUAACUGAAAACACGCCUCUAAUUGAUGAAGCCGAUGGGCUGCAUCGACGGUCUUUUGACCUUACGAAUAAUCGGCCGAAAGGGAGGAGAGCGAGUAUUUGGUGGCUGCUCCCAUUUGGUGUCCUUUUUACCCUGGGUUUUGGUGGAAUGGCUGUGCCCAAGAUCAAUUUGGUCAUGUCGCUCAUCUGCCGAGAUUAUCUCGCCGAGAAGACCACCCAAGACCCCGGGUUCACCUAUCUCCCUGUUGUAUUUGGGGAUCAUAAUCCCCAGUGCCAGAUACCACAAGUUCAGUCGUUGGUUGCUCAGUUCCAGCUCUAUCUCAAUCUUGUUGCGGGUAUAUUAUCAGCCUUAGUAAGUCCCCGGUUCGGGCACUUAUCCGAUCGCUACGGGAGAACCAAAAUGAUCGCGCUGGGCGCGAUGGGCGCGGUACUCAAUGAGGUUAUCACUGUCAUUGUGGCUAAAUGGCCAGAGCGGGUCUCGGUCAAUAUGCUUCUAGUUGGAGCAGUCAUGGAUGGAUUGGGUGGAUCAUUUACAACCGCACAGGCUUUGAUCCAUUCCUAUGCAUCUGACUGCACGCCCACGGAAAAACGAAGUGUGGCAUUUGGUCUCUUCCACGGUGCUUUGUUCUUUGGAAUUGCAGCUGGACCAGGCGGUGCCGCAUUUUUGAUCAAGCAUGGAGGCACGCUACCCGUCUUCUACAUUGCGCUUGCAUUCCAUGCAACUUUCUGUCUAUCAGUCUUCUUCAUCGUGCCUGAAUCUUUGUCCAAGGAACGACAGCUCGCGGCCCGCGAGAAGCAUCGCUUGAAAAUUGUGGAUGCUGACUAUCCUAAAUGGUACUCUUGGCGUGUCUGGAACCCAGUGAACCUGUUCACUCCGCUUGCAAUUCUGAUGCCCGCCGUUGGAAAGCCAAGUGCCUUGUUCCCCAACCGCCGCGGUGCCAGUCCGGCUCUACGCCGGAAUAUCAUUCUGCUGGCUGCUAUCGAUACCGCUGUCUUUGGAGUCGCCCUGGGCACCGUACAGGUUAUCAUCAUCUACGCCGAAUACAUGUUCAACUGGGGCAGCGUGGAGUCUAGUCUGUUUGUAGCGACCGUUAAUGUGGUGCGAGUGAUCAAUCUUUUCCUGGUGCUUCCGCUUAUAUCCAUGUUCUUCCGCACCCCGUGCGUGGAAGACGGAAACAUUCGCGGCUCGGACAUGCUGGACAUUGUUCUAAUCCGCACAUCUAUAAUAUUCGAUAUUUUGGGCUACAUUGGCUAUGCUCUGUCCAAGACACCAUCAAUCAUGGUGAUUUCUGGUGUCGUCGCCUCGCUAGGUGGCAUGGGAUCUGCAAUUCUGCAGUCAUCUCUGACCAAGCAUGUGCCGCAUGAACGCAUUGGACAGAUGCUCGGUGCCACUGGUCUCUUGCAUGCUCUUGCUCGAGUUGUCGCACCUACUGUCUUUAACUUAAUCUAUAGUCUGACGGUUGCAACAUUACCUCAGGUAGUGUUUGUGGCCCUUGCGGCUGUUUUUGGUGUAGCAUUCCUCAUGAGUCUGCUGAUCAGGUCGCAUGUUACCCUGGAGGCUGGUACCCUACUGAUCUAA
Molecule: messenger RNA, 1659 nt
Organism: Penicillium psychrosexuale
Lineage: Eukaryota; Fungi; Ascomycota; Eurotiomycetes; Eurotiales; Aspergillaceae
Product: putative tetracycline-efflux transporter
Exons: 3
Coding region: 1-1659 (552 amino acids)
Biological process (GO): transmembrane transport
Cellular component (GO): membrane
Molecular function (GO): transmembrane transporter activity
Source: RefSeq, a predicted model, not a curated record